Molecule: messenger RNA, 11405 nt
Organism: Schistocerca nitens (vagrant locust)
Lineage: Eukaryota; Metazoa; Arthropoda; Insecta; Orthoptera; Acrididae
Product: ribonuclease H2 subunit B
Exons: 7
Coding region: 502-1428 (308 amino acids)
Biological process (GO): RNA catabolic process; ribonucleotide metabolic process
Cellular component (GO): ribonuclease H2 complex; nucleoplasm
Source: RefSeq, a predicted model, not a curated record
UUAGGACGCGUGUAACAACUUCAGAAAGUCGCAUCUGCUAGAUAACGUCGUUCAGUUAUUCAAGUGCUGCUUGUGUGGUGAUAAGAUGAAACGAAUGUUACUCUGUGUCUUACGGCUAUGAUUGUUUUAGAAGAUGAACGUAAACGAUAGCCAAUAAAUAAAGUGCGCGAAGUAACCUUUAAUAGUUUGCCAUUUAUUGUCUUAAAUGGACGCAGUGUAGGAAACGCAAAUUUGCAGUCGCUGCAUGAAAGACAACAGGUUGAGUUAAAGGACUGCAUGAGAGAAACAUAUCUCGGAAUUAACACAACAAUAUUUGUGCGCAAUGUUUUAAAACCUAUACCACAAAACAACUAACGGUAGUGCUCCGAGCAAGUGACUGCGCAACGAAUAUUUCUUAUAUAUUGGCUAACCUGUACCCGGGCAAUGCUGUGUUUUUCGAGGUCCGCGCUGAUGGCUGAAUUAUUUAUAUGAAACCAAGAAUUGUAAUUCGCGUAAUUCAUUAUGCCGAGAAUUAAAGCGUCACCGAAAAAAUGUGUUAAGUCACCGAAUCCUCAACAGCCUUCGAAUACAUGGGUAUUGCUCCUUAAAGGCGAAAAUUUGGAUGGGGCAGAUGGGACGCCAGAUAUCGUACAAUUAAGACAUCCACUGUCUGGUGCACCGGCAAUGUUUAUGUUUUCACCAGGAGAUGGGAUGGUGCAGGAGGUUUUAACAUUCUCUGAAAAUAAGAGGUCGUGGUUUAUUGAAGAUUCAGUGAAAUCUGAUGGCAAAAUGCAUUUAUCUACGCCAAUAGACCCAAUAUUUCUAGUUAUACCAUACUUGAGAAAGACAAGUCAUGCUGUGCCUCUGGACCAGUUAUUGAAGGAUGAGGACUACCCUGAGACAGAAAGACUUCUUAGGUCGACUGGCCUGAAACACUUAUCUCAAGUUGCAGACAAAAAAGGGGAUGAGGAGCUAAAUGCCUACAAGUACAAUGAAGAGAAAGCUCUCAAUUGGCUGCAACGUAAGACAGAACGUGUGGCAGAAGUUCUGAAGCAGAAAGGUGUUCAAGUGAAUAAUGUUGCAACAGCGGCCACCUUUGUUAAAAGUGGAAAAACCGAGUCUGAUGACCCUGAAGCAUAUCUUAAGUAUGCCCACGGCCUUGUAUCUGAGUACCUGGCAGAUGACCUUAGCCUGCAGCUACUUCGUAAGCUGGGACUGCCAGAGGAGCAGCCAUCUGAGUCAUCAAAGCGAAAGCUUGCGCCUGCACAACAGGCAUCUGAAACUAAAAGGCCCCGUCAAGAUGAUUUGCCUAAUGGAGAUGCACUGGAUCUCACCAAGCCUGAAAAGGUGCUCAUGGCUGCAAAAACCAGCAUUACAGCAAAGGAAAAAGCUCGUAUGAAGGCUGCAUCAGGAUCUAAAAGUAUUUCCUCAUUCUUUAAGAAGAAAUAAAGUGGUGAAUAAAUGAAUGAAACUGUUGUCAACUUGUAUGUGUUCCUAUAAUUGAAUUUUUUUCAAGUGGGACAGUUCCCUUUUAUAUUCACCAGUUUUUACUGUAAGUACUUCUUUCUUGUGCAAAAAAUUGCUGAGAAGAAGAAAUAGUUUUAAGCACUUUUGUGUGGCAGUGACUAGUACCUGCUCUGUAUGUGCAUGUGUGUACAUGUGUACGAGAGAGAGAGAGAAUAUGUGUUCAAAGCAUUUUAAAUUGUGCACAAUAAGUUUGGUAGAUGGACAGAAUCGAAUCCUUGUUUUAUUAUUAGUUAUUGUAAUAUAAAAAAAAUUUGGUCUCACUGAAUUAUAGAACUGACGGUUUUCAUGAUCUAAAGAGCAGAUCUGUACACAUAUUUUGAUUGUAGCACCUAAACUCAUUGUUUUGUGGAAACACAUUUAUUGUUUUUGUUAUACCUUAGAAAGUGAAGAAUUUGUUCUUUUGGUCUUAAAUAUAAGCUUUGUGUUAUCUAUUGACUUAUGUGGGACAACUACUUAAAACACUUGCAUUAAUUUUCCAAAAAUCACUACAUGAAAAAUGUGGUAAAAGUUGUUAAAAUGUCAUAUAAAACUCUGUAAAUACCUUACCAGCUGGUGGUGGGUUGAUACUGGUGAAUUUUGUGUGAGUCUUUGAAUAAGCACAACACUGAAAACUGGAUGAUUGUUGUGAAAUUGACAAAACAUUUGAAUUUAUUACUCUAUUUGUUGGUAGCUGUAAUUGUAUUACAUACACCAUGAUUUUUUAAUAUAUAAAAGAAAUGAAUAACUGGAAGAGACCAGGUAAUUGAGAUCACAUUUCGGUUUUGUAAUAGCUGUGUAACGGGGAAGGUCAAUUUUUAUGCAGUGACUUGGAAAUUCAAAGAAUCUCUGCCAUGUUUAAGAUAUAUUUAUUUGCAUCUUUUCAGAAGCUUGCCAUAAUAUCUGUUAAAACUGAUUUGUAAAACAUAUUUUUCCUGUAGUACCAUAUUUUGCAGUCUAAUUGGAACAGUCACAAAGUCUGGGUUACAAAUGUGUGCAAUGGUUGUGCAAUGGUAGAUGUCCUCUGGCGGUACAUAAAUUUGGAAGCUUUUCAAGUAAGUUAACCGGAGGAUAACAGUACCUGAUGGGGAUCGAGCCCAUUCAGAAAAAAAUGUAGCUAUUCAAGGUUUUAAACUUAACUGAAAAUAUUUGUUAUUGAAACAUGCAAUGUAAAAGGAAUGAGAUUUUCAAGUGGCUGUGUGCUGUAGACACCAGAAUGUUUCCUUUCAAAAGUAAUAGGCAAUGUUUCGUAUAUUUUCAAAGUAUGAGUUGUCAUGAAACGUGUGUACAAUAUGACUGACACCAUGUGUCACCAUUUUCUUCAUAUACUUCUAUUCUGUAAGUUAUACAGCCAAAAAAAUCAGUGAUUUGUGUUUCAUGUCUGUGCAGCUGACUUGUGGUCGCUUACAAAGAGCCGUUAGGUAAAUGGGGGACCUUCGGAGGUAAAUGCCUGACACCGAACCCUUUAAAAUCUGGGAAGUUUGUUUAUGUGUUGUUUAUUCAAUAGAAAAUAUGCAUCUACAUAACAUGCUGUAUUGUGAUAUUUUUAUGUCCAGUAUAGAUACACUUCCUUAUCUUCGCCUCAGAUGAUAGCUAUCACACAUCGGUGUGGUGACCAUUACUUUAUCUAGUCAUGCAGUGUUGCAUGUAAUGUAAUACUGUUGACUGACUGAUACCACUUCAUAUGGGGUUCAUACAGCAUCUGAUCAGCAUCAAUAAGUCGAGAAUAACAAACUGGUACAGUUUGCGUAAACUGCAUACACCAAUCAUCCCUGUUUUAAUACCUAAGGAAUCAGGCAGCAGGUGAAGCAACAGUCUGUUGAUUGACUAUUGCUCUAUAGGACAAUAGAAACCUGCUGUUAAUGAUAGUUUUUUUAAAAAUGUGUGUGUGUGUGUUCCAUUAAUUACAUUCAUAAUUAACUGCACAUACUGACUUUUGAAAAACCCAUGUGAUACUUGACCUCUUUGCCCCAGCAUAAAGUAUUUGUAUUUGGUACGUACUGUUUCUUUAGAAAACUGAUUGUCUUUGUUUUGUUGUGAACUGCAUGACUUGACAGUGAUAAAUUGGCAUAAUUGUACUAGAAAAGUUACAUUUCAUGUCUGAUGAUGCAGACAGAUAUUUUCAUAGAAUUUGGUACAGAUGUAUGUAAUAAGUUACAAGCAUGGAUAAUCAUAAAAGUACUAGUAAUUACAUCUUAACCUCGUUUCUGCUCAAGUGUAGGCAAUAUGCAUUUUUUUAAUGUUUUUAAUCUGAGUUAUGAAGGUAAAAUGAAUUAUUAGGCACCUUACAUUAAAUUAUUAUUGGAGGCCACUUAGGUCUUUUCAAUGUUGUGUCCACUAUCUGAUGUACAGUUGUAAGAGGUGAAGUGCAUUUUUCACUCUAUAAAUGCGAACAUUUAUAGAAUAGUGUUAUCUCAUUAUGUCAGUAAAUUUCUGUAUUUACAUUUAAGCCAUUGUCCUCAAACCUCCAACAUUAGUUUUUAUAAAAUGGAAAAAAAUGCUAUUUGGUUUUUGGACUGUGCUUGGUUUUGGACUGUGCUACUUGUGCAGGGCUUUAAUGGGAUUAAGAUAUUGUUGAUCUGAAUUACUACUACCUGCAUUUAGAAGAAUAAUUCAUCAUGUUUCAUAGGUGCCCAAUAUUUUAUCUGCACAGUUCAUUUUUUAAAUGGUUUCUGACUUGGAGCGGUCAGUAUAAAUACAGCUGCAUAGUAUGGGAGAGAAAUAAGCAUAAUGUAUUUGUGUAUAGUAAAUGCAUGGAAUAAGAACACUAUUAUAUUUUGAAGCUUUGGUACUAAAUGGAGAAAGGGAUAAUUGAACUUGGUACGACUAAAUUAAAUUAUGACUUAAAGGUAAACAUUCAUUUAAUCUGAUUUCAGUUUUACACCAAAAUAAAAACUUCUAGUUCAGGAAUAAGAACAAUAUAUAUAAACUGCAUUUGAUAAAUGGAUGUGUGAGAAAAUUUGUGCUAUGAAAACUUUUCCAAUAUGCAUGAAGUGUGGUGCUUGGGACUUGAGAGAUGUAUUCCAAGAGAAGUGAUAAGUUCGUAUGAGAUUAGUAGGGGAAAUGAAAUAUUUUAGAAAUAAAGAACACCACUCACUGAAAUCAGAAGCGUUGAACCUUUGAUAGGUGCAUGUGAAAAAAAGACAUAACUCCUUCUUGAGCUAGAGCAUGCACGCAGCAUGCGCCCUGCGUUAUCUACGUCUUGGGCACAGCUGUGUUUGUGUGUACUGUAGCUUGAGAAAGUAUUUACUCUGAAAGGUUUUCUGUCCUUUUUUGUGUGCACCUGUUGACAACUUAUCACUUCUGGUUUUCAGUAAGUGGUCUCCUUUAAUCCUAAAGUGUUUACAUGCUACCAAAACUUACCUGCUAUACAUGAAGGUAGAAGAAUGUAUCAGACUUAACAGUUUUUUAAAAGGGUGGUGAAAAAAUUCUGAAGGAAAAAUCCACCUAUCAUACAGAUAGAUUUGGAAAACUGAUGGAAGAAUAAAGAUGCUCAUGGUUGGUGCUCCUAGAAAGGCAAGUGGCAAAUAUUCUCAUGGAAACAUGCUACCACAUUAUUUCAUGUAAAUAAAAUACUGCAAAGUGGCAGAGGUGAAACGUGCAGCAACAAGAGAAUGAUUUACUGAAAAAUAAGUGGUCAGGUACCAGUAUAGAUACAGUGAUUAAUAUUCCAUUCACAGAUAGUCUGUUGUGAGCAGGACAGAAUCAUGAAAAACAUUACAAUUUUUUUUUGUUCAACCUGUAAUGCAGAAAACAAUUAGAGAACUGUGUUGAGGGUAUCUAUUACAGUUCUCAAUUGCAUCCUUCAGGAAUAUUAAUGCUUUAUAUUUGACUGAUUUUUAGCCAUUGGAACAAUGUCUUGCUUAAGAAGAAAACGUACUCUUUGUCUGCCAUUAUGAUAUGACAUUGAAGGUUGAAGUCAGCUGAUUAUAUUCAAACUCAGGCUUAUGAAAGCAGUGAUACUGACAAAUUUUUAGUGAUGUAAUUAGAAAGUGAAGACAGAAAAGAAUUUAAUGGUUGAUAAGUUGAUAUGAAACUGCUGACAUCUUCCGAAAAUAGUUUUGUUAUCUGAAAUCUUAUGCGCAUAAGCCUUCCAGUAUUUGAGUUUGUGACUGUGAUUGGAAAGGAGAAAGAUGAGAAGAUUAUUUGGUUCCAGUAAUAAGACUUAAUGGAAGGAAUUUAUUGCUUGAAAUCUGGAAUCUGGUAAUCAGUUGGGGAACCUGAUUUAGAAAUACAAAGAUAGAAGCUCCAGACAUGAGUACCAACAGAUGAAGUGGGCUAUACUUUCAAGUUGUUACAUACAGAGUAAACAAUGCUAAAAGGAAAAAAAAAAAAUAUCUGAUUUUCAUAAUGCGCCAUCAUGCUGCAUUAUGGUACCCCCCUAAUUUAUAACCAGUUUGUCUUAGAAUUUGACCAUCAGCAGGUAUACAAAAAUUGAUAUUAGCAGCACUUCAUUUGGACAUACAUGGUAUUUAUCAAAUGACUUGAGGUCUUAAUGUCACGUUCUCUGUGCCAUAGUUCCCCCCCUAGCAUUGUUAUUUUCCUACUAUUAUUACUAUUUUACAGAAUUGAGACAAAUGUGUAAGAAUCUUUUAGGUAGCAGCUUUUAAGAGACGUGGUAAAUAAUUAUUCGUAGUGGUAACAAUAAAUUUCCAUGAUUGUACAAUAAUUACUCUUAAAAGAACAGCAUAUCCUUGAAGCCAAAGUGUGAUGUAGAGAACAGUGACACUGUAAGAGCAGUUCUUUAACUACUUUUCUCAUACUCUUGUUCAGUACCACCAAGUAUCUUUAGAAAUGGGCACAUUUAUGGUACCAUAUAUAUAUGUGAGUGUGUCACAUGCACGCUCCACUUUAUGCCCUAUUUUCCUUUAUUGUUCAUUUCCCAGUAGAUUUCAUUCACUUUCUCCCAUCUUGUGCGUUUCUCCCAGCUUAUUCGUGCAAAUUUUGGCAAUUUUCUUUCCAUCAUCACUCUGCUGUGUACUAUCAGAACUGCAUAAUACAAUACAAAUAUGGUAAUGAGAUUGUGUAAUUGGUAGGUAGCAGUGGAGAAGGUUAAUGACAAAUGAGCCUACUAAAAGUAGUAUGGACCCUCUUUUUUUUUUUAAGUGAUUGUGGCUCUCAACACUGUUCAUGUGAUUUUGUGGGCUCAGUAAAGUAUGUAAUGGUUUGAUGAAACUGUGUUGCGUAUCUUAUAUCUUUUUGACAAAUUCAGGACUUUUUAAAAAGUAAAACUAUUUUCAUAAGGCCAUACCUUCUAUACGAACGAAGAAAAAAAAAGUUGUGGCUAGUUGACUUGUACUUAUGGCUACAAAAGAAACAUCUAUUUUUGUAAGGGUAUUUCUUUUACAUGCAUGUACAUAGAACCUUGGGAUGCUUCUUACAAUUGUGUGUAAGAUUAAAGCUUAUAUUUAGAUUUCGAAAAUUUUCUGUACGCUGCGCCCCCCCCCCCCUCCCCCUCCACCAGGUAUAUUACAAUGUUUCUGUAGUAACUGCAUUCAUUGCUGUUGUUACAUCAAAAUUGUUGCAAGAGGAACACCACCCCAGCCACACAUUGAGAAACCAGGCAACCUAGGACACCAGUUGUAUAAUGCAAGUCCCAUACACCCCUUAUGCUGUGGGAGGUACAGCACCUCACUCUCAACGUAAAUUACACUGCACUGUUGUAGCUGAAUUGCACCUAUUGAAAUGGAGAACACAAAACGGCUUUCAUUGCUGAGUCAUCAAUAUCUUGACUUGACACACAUUGGAUAACAAAAAGUAAACAAGCUAGUCACUGUGCUAGGGAGACUCUAAGGGGUGGUCACAUGAACUGGAACAUACAAAAUGAAGCCAAGAUUUGAUGCGUAAUUUAUAGAAACCCAAGUUUCUAUCAUCAUUCAUGUAGGAAAUAUAGUCUUGUGAAAGCAGAUGUAAUCUUUUUGAAACACCUCAUAUUGUAGCUGCAUGCAUGUUCCAUCAUUCCUUCCCAGUUAAAGAGGCAGGCUAAAAAAAUAUUUGUUUGCUAAUAAUAAGCCUCUUCAGUGAGAAGUUCAAAAUAUUUUUUUAUGUUAAGUUGAGAUGUCGAUCAAUUUGAAGUUACAGUCAAACUAAAACUGGAGAUGAUGCCUGUGUUUUUAAAGUAGUCGGAGCAGUUAGUAGAGUAGACAGACAAUCACAGUAUUUGCUUAUACAACAUUAUAGCUUUAAAUAUUUUGUUAGAUAAUGUGCAAAACCUGUUUUUCAUAUUAGUAUACAGGUGCCUAACAGUUCUUUGAGAUCACAGAUAAACAUACACACCAAACAAGUUGUAUUGUAUCAUAUUUAAUCCAUGUAAGGGCCUUUCGAUUCGGAGAUAAUGAAAGGAAAUUGUGUAUCUGUGGGAAAUGAUAGUCUGAGAUGAUUCCACAGUUUGGCUUUAUGGAAGCACUGUUAUUUGUAGAAUCCAAAAUGGGCUUAAGAAACUGGAAAAAAAUUGUUGAUUUUUUUCUACCCUCCUUAUUAUUAAUCAGAAACUGAGUUAAUUUCCAUCCAGAUAAAAUGAUGUCCUCACCUGUAACCCAUUCACCUUUCUAAACACCCAUGACUUCCUACUGUGUCCUUCAAUGUAUGAGUUUUACUAAAAUAUAUUUGAUGUGCAACAAUGUGAACCUAUUAACUGGAAUAACACCGGUAGUAGUUUAUUUGUAAUAAAUAUGGAUACAAUAAUAUUGAUAUAGAAGGCAAUUAAUUAAAGAAGUCCAAAUCAUGAAAGAAUUACAGUGGCCUAUACCAGUUUCUUUGCUACAUUAAUUAUGUCCUGCAACAUGUGUAUAUAUGGAAUGAUUUAUAAGCACAGUAAAGAAAACAUUCAGUCUGUUGUACAUAUCUUGGUAUGCUAAAUGGUGGAAACCGGGGUGGGGGAAGCUGUCCAAAGUAUAUUGUUCAGGCAGACGAGCUCAAUGCACUAGAGAGAAAAUGCUUUGUAGUUUAUUUCUGAGAGUGGUGGCGUAAUGGUUACGGCACUGGACUUGAAUUUGGGAAGGAUGGGACUCAAAUCCUUGUCCAACCCAGGUUUAGGUUAUCUUUUGUUUCCUAAAAAUGCUUGAACGAAUGUUACAAUGGCUUCUUAGAAAAUGGUGUAGUUUGUUUCCUUUGCCUAAUUGAAUCUUAUGGAUCAUAACUGAAGGCAUUGUCAUCAGUGAAAAAUGAAACCUUAAUCACUUUUCAUUUUUUAAUUUGUUGCUUAAUAAGGGUUAAAAUAUGCCUCAUAAUACUAUUCGGAAAUGAUUUAAUGAAAUUUUAUGAUAAUAAUGCAGAGCAAAUAAAAUGAAGGAAAGCUUUCUUUAUGAUCUUGGCUCUACAGUCAGGGAGUGGUUUUAAAACUAUUCACAUGGUGGCACAUCGUUAGAGCACCAUAAUGUCUCUUACUUUACUUCUGUCAUGAAACCUGUUUGUAUUGACAACAUUUAAAGUGUCUAAUAAGUUAAAACCAUGUGCUGAAGCAGUGCUUCUUCUGUACAAUGCUCAUACUUGUUGUAAGCAUUGCCAGUGAAAGGUAAGGAUUCAUUUCUGAGUACCCUUCCAACGUGUACCUUUACUGUCACAGGAAAUUUCACAAAUAUGCUGUGCUCCUUAAUGAAACAUACUGCUUGAGAAAAAGUGGUGUUUGUUUUGAAAAUGGAGGUGUUCAGAUCACUGUGAGAUCAAGUCAACACAAGACCUACUGUGUCUCUCUCUCACUCACACUGUCCCUGUUUCUGUCUCUUGAGAUAUUUACAAAAAUGAUACCUUGUAAAGGAUUCAGACAUUUCUUUCUCCAUCCUUUUCCAGCUGAGAUUAUAACCUUCUUCUCUUUGCUGUGUAACCCUUUUAAUUCCCAAUAAUAUAUUUAAAAAAUCAAAAUUUUGAUAAAAUUGACCUUUAUCAUCAUAGUAGAAAAUGAACGUAAGAAGAAAUGGGCGAAAAGUAAACAAUCAGUUGUUCGAGCUGGUGGUUUCACUUUGGCACCACUGCGACACACAGUUUUCUAAUAUCCAUCAUUUCAUUAGGUACAUUUGAAAGCAAUUUUGCAGUUGUGCUGGACACAAUCCUACAUCUUGAAACUUCCAUCAACUCAUAGUGCCUAAAACUACUUGUUGUCCUACAUAACAAGCAAAAACGGUCCAAAAUUCAAUAAAUUUGUAUGAAAAGUACAUAAUGCUGCAUUGUUUAAUUUUGAAAUUACUCUUAAAAGCAGUACUACAAAUCAAAUUUACAUUACAAUAACUUAAAUUGUGCUUACUUCCACUCUCAAUGAUUUCGAUAAAAUCACAAAAAAGGAAAAAAUCACACAUCAUAUUCUCCUACAAUCGUGCAGCACAGUCUCUGUACUGACUGUUGUUUGUAUGCUACAAGUGACUGCUACGGUGUGCUACAUUCUUAGAAGUACCUCAACAUGCCACUAAUAUGUCACUGUCUUGUAAUAGCAUGGAAACUUUAUCCAAAAGGUAUUUAUACUUCAAAACAACAUUUAAAAUGGUGGUUUCAUACAAAACCACUAAUACUCAAAGGGUUAAAUGCAUGUAAUGAAGUGGAUAUGGGAAUUAGUGACAUGAAUGUUACUGUAGUAAUUUGUGCUAUUAAAAGUGUGGAAAUCAAUGAAUGGUUGAAUGAACCCUUUAAUGAUUGUGAUUUUUUUAGAAUAUCAGGAGAUGAGUGUUGCAGCAAAUUAAUGAUUUCAAGACAGGGACACACAAAUUUGCAGACAUUAAAUUUGAUUAAAAAGAAGAUGAAUGUCAUGAAUGAGGAACAGAGAUAUUUCAGUUGAAGAGACUAAGGAACAAGUCAGAAUGUUCUAUGAAGUAUUAUAGCUUUACUUGUGUCAUUAAAAAAUAUGUGAUGUCGUCACUAUGCUUGUAAAGGGCUGAUGUAAUGGCUCGUACUACAAUAUAUGCUUUAUGUGUUCAAAAAACUGACUCCACAAGCAUAAGAAACUGGAAAGCAUAAAAGAAGAGCUGCUUCCUCUGACUGUCCAUACUGUUGAUUAUAAACUAAACUUAUAAUGGGCAUGGCCUUGUGAUUUUGAACAUAUAAUCAAGCAUAGCCAUUUUCGUGCUGCAGUAUACCUUUUAUUUAAAAAUGUUGUUAUAACUCCCACUGACUACUUCUGAAAUCAGUGCGGGUCCACAUUUUGCUUUGUUGCAGUUAAGAGAGACUUUUUGACUUCUGCAGAUAUUUACUUCCAUCCACAUCAACUCAGUUUUUGGCUUAUUAUGGCCUAUCUUAUUCCAUUUAGUACAUGCGUAAAUGUUUACACCAGUCACACUUUUCACUUCUGGUUUGAAGAUAAAAGGUUCCAGCUGUCUCUUCGUUGAACCAGCUGCGUGGAAAGUCCCAAGUAUUUUAAAAUUGAUAUUUGUUGGCAAUUAUUGUAUUCUGUUUAUUUAUCUAUUUUUCUUAUAAACAGAGUGAAAAUUGUUGUUUAAAUAUGGAAUGUGUACAGUUUUAACUGAGUCCAGUGUGUGUACCUGAGAAAAUAAAAAUCAUAAGCAUUUCAUCAUAAUCAUGACAGUAGAAAGCAAAUUGCUGUUCUCUAAGAUUCAGCAAGCCACUCUUAUAUUAAUACAGUGGCUACUAUUUGAUAAAUACUCAAAAGUGUUUAAGUUUAAAGAUGUUUAUACUGUCACUAUUCAGAGUGAUACAUUCGUAACUCUGAUAUCUAUAACAAGAUUUCAAAACUCUGUGCAGUUGCAGGAGACAUGAUUGUGCUUCUUUGAAUUCAUCUGAGUUGCAAAUAUAAUGACAGUACCUAAGCCUUAAUUAUUGUGUGUCAUUUUAAUACAUUAAAUAUGAUGGUAAUAAUGAUGACAAAGUGGGUGAUUGCAGUAUGUGUGUGUGUGUGUGUGUGUGUGUGUGUGUGAGAGAGAGAGAGAGAGAGAGAGAGAGAGAGAGAGAGAGAGAGAGAGAGAGAGAGAGAGUGAGAGAGA